UGUAAAUUCAUUCCAUUCCGUAUAUGUUUGUGUGUUCUUCAAUCUUGAAAAACUUAUAGAUAGGAUUGAUUAUAACUCGUGUGAUUUUGCACCCUCUCAACAGAAGUUCUAUCAUGAGUUUAAAAGUUUACGGUUAAAGAGAAAAAAUAGGCCUAGUGAUUGUUACUCUGCCCUGUUAUGACUUCUGCAGAGUUGUUUCCAUGAAGGGACAACUAAGCAUGCUUCCUUCUUGAAACUAUGCAACUGCCCUGGGAGCUCUCAGACCCGCCAUGGAAAACCGUGGUAGAGUCGUGCCAGGGGGCACCGCUCGCAGUCCAGAAUCUGCUCUGGCAUCGGAACUGUUCGAUCAGUUUGUCUCUGCUGGGACCUUCAAAUCUGUGUUGGCUACCUACCGCCAGAUUUGCGAGGUUCUGCGUCUCAAGCCCACGAACUUUACGAACUUUUACCCACGCCUAAAGGCCAAACUACCUUCAUGGAGGGCAGCUUCUCUGUGGGCCAAACUAGAUAAGAGGGCAAGUCAUAAGUGCUAUAACAGAGGAAAAGCUUGUCCCAACACCAGGGUUCUUAUUAUUGGUGCUGGACCAUGUGGCUUAAGGGCAGCUAUAGAAGCUCAACUCUUAGGAGCUAAAGUUGUUCUGGUUGAAAAAAGAGAUAGGUUUUCAAGGAACAAUGUUCUUCAUUUGUGGCCCUUUGUUAUACAUGAUUUGCGUAGUCUGGGGGCUAAAAAGUUUUUUGGUAAAUUUUGUGCUGGUUCAAUCGACCAUAUUAGUAUACGUCAGUUGCAAAUAAUUCUUUUAAAAGUAGCUCUCCUUUUGGGAGUGGAAGUUCAUGAAAAUGUUGGCUUUGAAAGUCUAAUAGAACCUCUUGAAGAUCAAACAAAUGAAAGAGUUGGCUGGCAUGCAAGAGUUUCACCACCUGACCAUCCUGUUUCCUUGUAUGAAUUUGACGUCCUCAUUGGUGCUGAUGGCAAAAGAAAUACUCUAUUAGGCUUUAAUCGGAAGGAAUUUCGAGGGAAGCUAGCCAUUGCAGUGACUGCUAAUUUCAUCAAUAGGCAUACAAUUGAAGAAGCCAGAGUGCCAGAAAUCAGUGGUGUUGCAUUUAUUUUUAACCAAAAAUUUUUUCAGGAUAUGCGAGAACAAACAGCAAUAGACCUUGAAAACAUUGUUUAUUAUAAAGAUGACACUCAUUAUUUUGUAAUGACAGCCAAAAAACAGAGCUUACUUGAAAGAGGUGUUAUAAUUAGGGAUUAUAAUGAUACAGCAAGACUGCUUGCUCCUGAAAAUGUUGACAGAGAAGCUCUCAUGGAAUAUGCUAGAGAUGCUGCUGAUUUUGCCACUAAUUAUCAGCUUCCGAGCCUCGAUUUUGCUGUCAACCACUAUGGGCAGGCAGAUGUUGCCAUGUUUGACUUCACUUCCAUGUAUGCUGCAGAAAAUGCAUGUAGAGUUGUUGAAAGAAGAGGACAUAAACUUUUGCAAGGACUUGUUGGAGAUAGUCUCUUAGAGCCUUUUUGGCCAACUGGUUCUGGAUGCGCCAGAGGCUUUUUAAGUUCCUUUGAUUCUGCUUGGAUGAUUCGAAGCUGGGCAUCUGGCAGAUUGUCUACAUUACAAGUACUUGCAGAAAGAGAAUCUAUUUAUCGCUUGCUUGCUCAAACUACACCUGAAAAUCUCAGUAAAGAUUUGAACCAGUAUACAGUUAACCCGUCGACCCGUUAUCCCAACCUCAACUUGCAAGCAGUUCUUCCCUCCCAAGUAAGAUCUUUAUUUGAUACUGAUGGGAAAGUGGAAGAAAAUAUUGAUGUCGCAGCUGAAGUUCCUAAAAAGAAGAGAAGAAAAGAAUCUAUGAUUCAUCCUGAUACAUUGCUCAACUGGUGCCGUAAACAGGUAGCUUUAAGUAACAAAAUAAAAAUUCAAGAUUUUACAACAUCCUGGAAAGAUGGCCUAGCAUUAUGUGCAAUUUUGCAUCGUUAUAGACCUGACCUAAUUGAUUUAUCUGCAUUGGAUCCUGAAAAUAUUGCAAAAAAUAAUCAACUGGCCUUUGAUAUAUGUGAACGAGAACUUGGUAUCCCCCCUAUAAUGACAGGACAGGAAAUGGCAGAGUGUGAUGUCCCCGACAAGCUUACCAUGGUGUCUUAUAUUUCACAAGUGUACGAAAGUUUUCGGGGAGAAAUUCCUUUCGUACUCUCUAAAGCAGUUCCAACAGAAGAAAGAACAGUUAGUCCAAGCAGGCAGCUUCACAGUACACCUUUAUCUAUUCUUAAUCGAAUUAGCAGUAAACUCCAAAACAAAAGAAAAUACUCUAUUGAGAAGGAACUAUCUAAAGAAAAAGAAAGAGGAGAAAAUGUUAAGAGACGCAGUAAUGCUUUUCUAACCCAUAAGAGAAGAUCUAGAGAAAGAGGAGUAGCACUGGAAAUGAAUAACCAGGAUGUUCUUUUAACAGAGUACAAAUCUACAGAAUUAAAUAAACCCAGAGAGUCUAUAAAUACAAGAGUGAAAAAUUUAGAAGACAAAAUGAAACGUGACGCUGGUCUAAGGUGUCAUGCAUCCGAAGAGUCCGAUAGUGUGAAAGCUGCUCGUGUUCGAUCUGAACAGACAGAGUUGAGCAUCAAGUUGUUGCAAGAACGACUCCAGAAAAAUGGAAGUGAUGCAAAUGUGAAGAAAUGUAGGACGCCAAAAGUUGGGAAAUUGCGAAAAGAUGAGUGGAAUGUUAAAAUUAUUGAAGAGAAAAUCAAACAGCAACAGAAUUCUCAUGUAAAACAUCCUUCUUCUGCAGAAAAACCAAAAAUUUUGAAAGAUAUUUUUGUCAGCAAACUCCAGCAAAUGGAUGAAAAGUUGAAAGCUGGUGGAUCUUUAACACCUGAGGAAAAAGCAAGGUAUAAAAAGUUUGAUGACUCCCUUCACAAACUAAAAGAUAGGCUUUCAAAAGGCAACUUGAAUACUGGAGAACGAGGUCAAAAUCAGACUGCUGCUAUGACAAACCACAUGGCUAAGAUAUGGGACAAGAAAGCAGGCAGAAGGAAGGAUCCCAUACCUCCAGCACCAGUUUUCAAAGUGACAGUUGAGACAGAUUCUUCAUCUACAAGUGCUGGAAGUGAAAUUUGCUAUUUUUGCAAGAAACGUGUUUACUUGAUGGAACGUCUGAGUGCUGAAGGCCUCUUUUUUCAUAGAAGUUGCUUUAAAUGUGAAUACUGCAGUGCCUCCUUAAGACUCGGAAAUUAUUCCUUUGACAGAGAUGCUAUUUGUGGAGGAAAAUUUUACUGCACUCCACAUUUUCGAAUGCAGAAACCCGAUCACAGGUGGCAAGAAAUGAUGAAGAGAAAGCAAGCAUUCUUAUCCUGUGCCUUACAAGAACAAGAAAAAGAAAAGUUAUACAAAACUCUGUUAGAUAAUACGGAAAAAGCUCUUUCUCCUCAGAGACAAGCAGACGGUUCCUCUCCGGCCAAGAGUUCAUUGGAUGCUGUAGAUCACGACAAUAAAAUCAUGACUACACCCAAUCUGUUGGCCGAACCUUCUCCUCCUUUUGGUCGUGACCAGACUCCUGAAAGAGUGGAGUAUGAAAACAGCAUUAUAGAGCUGUCAGAAGAGGAGUUAUUAACUAGUGAGUUGGAAGAAGAAGAGUUGACCCAAAAAAAUUUGGGUCCCUGUCAAGAUUUGGCUACGAGUGAAGAUGAAUAUUCUGAUUUAAGUACCGACACUGAAUCUGACGAAGAAGCAUUUGCAGAAGAAUUGGAACGCUCAUUAACUGCUGAUGAAACACGAAAAUUGGCAGAGACUUGGAAUCGAAAAUACUCUGUUGAACAAUCCCUUAUUGAUAGCAUUUCAUCGUCCUCUGCUGAUGAUGAAGAAUCAGAUACAGAAAUUGGUACUGAUGAUACCAGCGAUGAUGUUGAUAGUGAUGCUGAAUAUAGUAUAGAAAAUAGUGAAGAAGAUGGUGUUAAGAAUGAACUGGAAAAUCAAGAUACCCAAAUAUCAUCUGAUGCUAAAGAGUGCUUCACUAUGGAAGUACCAGUUAUUGAUUUGAAAUCUAUGAAUAAAGUGUCUGAAGAUGAAACAACUUCAGAAUCUGAUAUUUCUGAAGACUUAACUGAUAGUGAAGAGGGCAUAGAGAGUGAGACAGGAACUGAAGUAGAUUCAGAAUCUGAAUCUAAACCCUCAAUUCCACCAUUAAUACCUACAAUUGUCAUUCAUGAAUCGCCACCACAAGAUGUAGAUCUAGACCAGGAAUGGAAUGACAAUGCCUGUCCUUCCAAAGUAGAUGCGAAAAAAACUGACGAAACUGUAAUAACUCCAUCUGAAGCUUCUGUUUUGGAAAUGGAUAAAAGUAGCGCUGAGAAAGUCAUGCACACAUCGGAUAAGCUUGAUUCAGCGCCUGCUCUGCUCGAUUCUAAUGAAGAUGGUAAGUUCAACAUCGUUGAAAAUGCAGAUAAGGAUAUAGAUUCUUUUUGCUUUAGGAAGGAAAAUGAAUUGUUCAAAGAGUUUGAACAACUAGAAAGUGUUGUUCAGUCUACUGCCCCACUUGCAGUUGAAGAAAGCUCAUCUGAUUUAAGUAUUUCUUCAGGAAUUAAUUCUCUUGCGAAGGAAAUAGUUUCUGAUGUUAUGAAAGCUGCCAAAAAUUCUGUGAUGGAGCGUGAAAUUUCCGUGUCAGUAUCAAAUGUUGUCGUGCAAGACAAAGUUGCUGAUUUUUCGGAUUCGACUCCGAAUUCAGUAAGUACUUCUUCUGCCAGUGAGUCAGAAAAGUGGCUGAGACUUAAAUCUACGCCCUCAUCUGAAGAAGCAAAAGUUGAAUUAAUUGAUCUUUGCACUCCUGAAAAACCAAGUACAUCCAAGUUGCUUAACCUUCAAUCAGAAACUGAAAUAGAAAUUAUUGAUUUGUGCUCUCCAGCAAGCACUGUACCUUUAAUGAGUAAACAGGAUGAUUCAUUGUGUUUUGAUCUUGAAAAAGAAAUUCAAAAUGGUAACUCAUCUCAAUUCAUAGAAACACUUCUCUCGAAAGACAGAGAUUCAUUGUCAAAUUCAGUAAUUCUUGAUUGUGUAAAUGUAAGCAAUAAAACAAUUGAACUUGAUAAUACUGUAAACAUUGAAAAUGUAGAAGAUAGCAGUGUCCUCCCUUGCAAUAACUCUUUAAAUAGCACAGUUUCAUCAACAUACGAAGAGUGUGUAGAUGAAUCACCACAGGAUGUUGAGUUUGAUACUACAUUUGUUACCUUAAGAAAGAAAAAGAGACAUUCUAGUGAUAGUGAUGUUUUUAACUGGGAAAGUGAUAAAAGCAUAUCUCUGCCUUGGAGUUUUAUCCAAGAAGACAGCAUAAAUGUAGAUGAUGAUGAUGUUUCUAAGGAUGGAAUUUAUCAUGCAAAUGUUGUGCAAGCUGUAGAAUCAUGUUCUAAACAUAAAGAUGUCUCACCUGAGCAAAUCAUCCUCCCUGGCACAGCAAACUUGCCCAAUGAGCUUUCUCAGUCUUGUGGUACCACAUUACCUCGAAUUUCAAAAUCCAAAAUUGCUCUGUCUAAGCAGGAUUCAAUAGAUGAUUUGGGGAACUUACUGCAUGAAAAAUCUUUUCAUGCAUCAGAGCCUUGUUUUUCUGACUUACUUAACGAUGCCAAAUUAAACAAGUUGGUGCCAAAAAAUGAAGUGCUUCCCGAAGAGUCUAAUGUGAAGGAUAGUUGUGUUUCGGAAGAUACUUUGCAUAGCGAUAUUGUAGUCCCAAAUGACAGAAAUACUGAUCAUAAUUCUGUGAAUAAUAUGUCAAAUUCAGUCAUGUCCACUUCUUUAAAUGAAUCUAGGUCUGAGAGUACGCCAGAAAGCAGCCCCAAAGACGGUUUAAAAUAUAAAGGGUACAGUGGCAGCUUUGCAGAGAAAAUACGUCCGAAAAGUCUUUUUUGUGAUACAAUCUAUCUGCGCUCCUUGGAUAUUAAGCUUCAGAAACAACCAUUCUCAUCUUUGAAUAAAAGUGAUGACAAGUUAGACGAUUGCAGUAAAACAGAGUACAAUGAUAAAAUUAGAAAAAAAUUAUUUGAUGAUAAUAAGAAAAGUAAUGAAUUAAUAUCGAAGUCAAGUGCUGCAUUUAAUGAAACAGAAAAAAAUGAUUUCAAUUCAAGUGCCAUCCAAAAAGCCUGCUUGAAAAGUAAUCUUGCAUCAAGUGAAUUUUCGCAGAAGAUACUGAAUUCUGGUGCGGGGAAACUUAAGAGUUCUGGUCAUAAGCACUCUUCUGUUUCAUUUUCAGCCCCAGAAUCUCAUUGUGAUUUAGUCUCGCCUUAUACUUGUGCACAAAUUAAGCCCUCUGAGGAAUCUAGCUUCCCUACCAAAAUGAAACCUAAAUGUGAUAUGGAUAUUAACAAGCUCAGACAGAAAAGGGAGAAAAGAAAAAGUGUUCAUGAAGACAUACAAGGCCUUCCUUUCGCUGACGAAGAAAAAGUUGUCUCUCCCGUUGAUCCGCUUGGUUCCUCUGAUGUUUUUUAUACACCAAAAGGCACAUUCCAGGCAAAAGGACAGAGCAAUGUGAGUUCAUCUGAAGACGUUUUUCUUACUCCAGUUGGGAAAAUGCCGGAUUUGAUAGAUGAAGAAAGAUAUUUGCGCUUACAGAGCACGGCUGAGCAGGAAAAAGCUCGGCAAGAAGCUAGAGCACGAGCUAGACUAAAAAGUGACGAAGAACUAGGACUUAGUCCGAACAAUUACAGGAAAAAAUAUCGACGGCAGCUUUCUUUGAAUUCUAUUAACUAUGAUGAGCUUUGUAGUGAUGAGUUUUGUGAUCAAGAUGAAGAAUUAGAAGAUGAUGUUAUUAAUAGUUUUUGUCAGAAAAAGAACUCUGGGAUCGAAGAAACUUUUACCAUGUUUAGAAACUCAGAUCUAUGUUUUAAGGCUAAAACAUCUGACCCACCUGUAAAUUCUAGUCAAUUAUUACAACAGAAAGAUGCUGAAAUUUUACCAGUUUCCUGUGAUUUAUCUCCUUCAAACAUUUCACCAUUUUUAGCUAACGUAUCAGAAACAUCUGAUUCAUUAGAUGUAAAUGCUCAACAAAAUGUUGUCAAAGAUUGCAACCUCAAGCAGGCAUCAAAACAUUCCAGCAAAAACAGUUCAUCUGAAACUAGUCCAGAAGUAUUUUCUUCAGAUGCAUCACCUUUUGAUUCAAAAUACCACAAAGGGAAAAUGAAAAGCGGAAGAUCCGAAAGUUGCGGCGAUGAUGAUAAAUCGAAAUCUAAUGGCAAAAAAUCUAUAUUCUCCAUCUUGAAUUUUGGAAAAGGUAACGUGUCAAAAGAAAAAGUGAAACAGAAAUCAGGCAAAGAUCUUUCUUCUUCACUUCCGAAUGAUAUUGAUUCCAGAACUACCUCGAGGUCCAAACCUUUCUCUCAUUUGAAACUCGCCAAAUCGAAGGAAAAAAUUCCCAAGCCCAAAGCUAGAUCGGCACCUCCCGAAGACGCCUCUGUAACACCUCCUGUGGAAGCUUCUUCAGCCAUGGAAGAAUUUUUGUCUCUCUCUGUAAAUACUCCUGCAACCAAAAUUAUUCCCAAAUAUACUGUGUAUAGAAAUCCAGAAACAAUGAUUUCUACUUUCCCUGUUCAUUUACCUGUUCCAAAAUUAGAAAAUGGACUUGCUCCUAAAGCAUCUGAAGACAGUUUUAGUGAUGAAGAUGAUACUCAAGGUAGUAAAGCUGGUCACAUUCCAUGCCUUGAUAAAAAUGAAAAAAAUUCUAAUGAAAAAGAGAAAAAGGCUCAAAGAAUUGUUCAGAAAGUUCAGAAGCAGCAAGUGCUGAAGCGUCUACGCAAUGCUCAAGAGAUACAGCGUAGACUGGAAGAACUUGAGAUCCAACAAAAGGAAUUAGAACAACAAGGGGUUGAGAUUGAAAAAAUACACAGGGGAGAGAGACACAGAGAUGGCAGCAAAGGAGAAGCUGAGCUGAUGCAGGAAUGGUACACUCUCAUCCAUUCAAAAAACAAAAUAGUGAGAGAAGAGCAGGAACUAAUGAUUCGGUUAAAAGAUCUGGAAUUAGAAGAUCGACAUAGCAAACUACAGCAAGAUAUGCGAGAAAGAAUGGCUCAUAGUUCUCAAAAAGAUCCAACUCAAAUUAUGGAGGAAGGUAGAAUAUUGGCCGAAAUGUUAGAAAUUGUCGAGAAACGAGAUGAACUUGUUGCUAUGCUAGAACAACUUAGGCUCAGGGAAGUGGAAGAAGAAAAGAACUUAAAUUCAGAGGUUUUCUCGAAAGGAAUGAAGUCUCCUUUAUCACCAAGUGAAAAAAGCUGAAAACAAAAAAACUCUAGUUGUCAUUGUGUACUACUUUUGUGAGAGCUUCUGUGCAACUGCUUACUCUAUAACACUUACAGAAUAGCAACUGCUUGUCAAGAAGCAAGAGAGAUUAUAUUUUAUGAAGAGAAUUCCGGACUAUUGGACUAAUGCUCGAUACAAGGUGAACAAAGAAAUUGCAUUCAGUUAUUCAUUCCUAUUAAUUGUAGAAAGUGUGUCAUUAGAACAUUAAGUGCAUUGAAAGCCUUUGCACCGGCCAAGUUUAUAUUUUUAACAUGCCUAAUAUGUUUAAACCGCAGUGCCGUAGGAAAGUAGCGUGACCGUAGGGAUGUUUUCUCAAACAGUUGUAUUGUUAUUUAAUGAACUAAUAUAUUUCCCUUUACCUCUAACUUAUAAGGGCCAUUAUACGAAAGAGCCGUCAUAGUUCAUCUAUUUCAUCAAAAAAUAAUAGUUUUAAAAGGUGAUAAGGUAAUGAACAAAAUAUAACAAUAAUUUCUCAAGCUACAAAAUUUUGUUCAUUACCCUUUUAAAUUAUUACUUUUAGUAAAAUAUGUGAGCUGCACAUGCAGAAUAAAAUGUGUUUUUCCGUGGAAUGGCCCAAAGUAUCGAAACUAUAAGUUGAUUUGGGUUUUUAUCGAGUCUUUACAAAAUAAAUAUAGAAUUUUUAUGAUAAAUAUAAGAAAUAUUUAAAUGCAAUUUAAAAUACAUAUUCUUGAAACACUUCAUAGAUUGUUGCAGCCAUUACCUAGAAUAAUUUCAUAAUUUUAUCAAUAUUUUGUAAUUUUUUCUAUGCACAGUAUAGAACUAUUUGAUACGCACCAAAUUUUAUAAUUCUAUACCUAUAAAAUAAGUAGAAUUUCUCCUUUGUUUCUGUUGUAUUUUGAUUUUUACAAUGAUAUUAUUUCAUUUGUUACCAAGAUUCAAAACAAUCAUGUAGAAUUCUAUACAUAAACUGAAUGUUUAAAGCUCAAAUAUUUUUUAUACAGUCAUUAAAAUUUAGCCAAAUGUUACAUAAAUAAUGUUUUCAGAAGUACAUUUUAUGAGUUUCACUAACUGCUUAAUUUUCUAGUCUAUAACCUGCAUUCGAAUAAUGUUCAGUACUAAAAUAUUUUGUUAAAUGAUGUGCUAAGAUGGUUUAAUUUCUAUUUACUAAUCAACUUGUCAUUCCAGAACAUUCUCCCACAAUUACGAAAUUAAUAUAUUAUCCAUCCAUAUUAUUUCAUUGUUGUGCAUCAGUUUCAUCACCAGUGCAUCUUGAUCAAUUGAGUUAUAUUUUAACUACCUACAUUUAGUACAACCAUAACAGAAUUUGUCAAUCUUUCUUUUUCUAAUUUAGCAUAAGAAAAAGAGCAAUUACAAGUUUUGAAUAGUGAAAUAUAUUGAUUCUAUUAUUUGAGAUUGUUCCACUUCAAUUACAGUAAAACCUCUCGGAAGCGACAACCUCUAAUUCCUGUAAAAAUCAGCCUUUAAAGAAGGUGAACUGGUUAUUGGAAGUUGCUUUAAACUUGUUAAUAUCAUUCGACACAUGCUUUAAGUUAAAAAGCAAAGAAUUUAA
Messenger RNA from Uloborus diversus, 9786 nucleotides. RefSeq names its product protein-methionine sulfoxide oxidase mical3a-like (gene Mical). NCBI's taxonomy places the organism in Eukaryota, Metazoa, Arthropoda, Arachnida, Araneae, Uloboridae. Gene Ontology annotation, molecular function: protein binding. The record is from RefSeq and is a predicted model, not a curated record.